UUCACCCAGUUGAAGUAGCAAGCAGUAGGUUCUGUGCACAUCUCAGCCCGAAGUCUGCCAUGGCUCGGCUCUACCACCUCACCCUCCUCUCCGUCUUCUUUCUGCUCAUCAUCACCGGCCUCGUGGCUGCCGAUCCGUCCGGAGGGAAGGUCGGCAAGAAGGUGACCAUGACCGUCCAGUUCCCGCCUGCCGACUCGCCGCCGGGGGGGAUGAUCACGAUCUCAACGCACUACGUCCGCGAGGAUGGGGUGCACGACAGCCACGUCCAUCUCGACUGCGACCACCACGAGCCCCAGCUCGGUUCGGCCGCAAAAUACCUUGUCAGGAGCCUGGAGAAGAUACGAGAUGAGGAGGCGUCUCCAUCCGAGGCCUACAACAUGCCCAGUCAGUGGAUGGACGUCCUCUUUGAAUUGGUCUCAGGGAAAAUUAGGCGCGAUUUACUUUAUUAUCGUAGCAUUGUCUCUGCAAGGAGCUCGUUCGCUCGUGCGAACAAUCACUCGGUCUUCUGACAUUGGGUGAAGAACAGUUUGUGGAGUGCCCAUUCGGGAAGCGUAUCCUAUGGAUCAUUAUUUAGGCUGUAGUGAUGUGGUAGCGUGCACUGUGCAGGGUGCUGGAGUACAUCUGCCUUCAGUUAUCUCGUGUAGCUUGGAUUCCGUAGCUUAAAAUAUCUACCGUGUUCGUGAAAGAAAACAUCUUCUUGUUCUUCUGUUUAUGUAUUUCUGA
Triticum urartu is the source of this 723-nucleotide messenger RNA. RefSeq lists its product as uncharacterized. Lineage: Eukaryota; Viridiplantae; Streptophyta; Magnoliopsida; Poales; Poaceae. The record is from RefSeq and is a predicted model, not a curated record.